UACUAAAAUUUUAUAAUCUGUCCAGUUGUGACGUUUACUGGUUGCGGUGUGUUUUCGCUGAAAAUAUUUUAUAAAUGGGUCAAUUUAAUUGAUUGUGAUUAGUAAUACGAUGUCGGAUUCAGAAGGUAGUAAUUAUUCAGGCAGCGGAUCGGAGGCUGGUAGUGUUCCGUCGAACCGGUCGCGCAGGAGUGCCGCGUCGAACCGUUCAGCGAGGUCCCGAUCCGUGUCCCGAUCGCGCUCGCGGUCACGCUCGGGCAGCCGAAGCCCUUCCAGGAGUCCGUCCAGGUCGCGCUCGAGGUCACGCUCGCGGUCACGAUCCAGAUCUCGCUCCAGAAGCCGAUCGGCUGGGUCCGACGCCAGCCGCAACAGAGAUGACGAAGCCAAAGAAGCAUCAGCUGAUGAAGAGGUUGAGGAUGAACAAGAGCCAGAAGGAGAAGAUCUGGUGGACUCUGAGGAAUAUGAAGAGGAUGACGAGGAAGAAGAAAGGCUGAGGAAGAAACGCAAGAAAGACAGUCGCUAUGGUGGAUUCAUUAUUGACGAAGCUGAGGUGGAUGAUGAAGUUGAUGAAGAUGACGAAUGGGAAGAAGGUGCCCAGGAAAUGGGCAUUGUGGGCAAUGAGGUUGAUGAAAUUGGACCCACAGCCAGGGAGAUUGAGGGUCGCAGGAGAGGCACCAAUCUGUGGGACUCACAGAAAGAGGAAGAGAUUGAAGAGUAUCUAAGAAACAAAUAUGCUGAUGAAACAGCAGCUCACAGGCACUUUGGUGAGGGUGGGGAGGAAAUGUCAGAUGAAAUAACACAACAAACACUCCUGCCAGGCAUUAAAGAUCCUAACCUAUGGAUGGUCAAGUGCAGGAUUGGUGAAGAGAAAGCAACAGUGCUACUUCUCAUGAGAAAGUUCAUUGCUUAUCAAUUUUCAGAAGAACCAUUCCAGAUAAAAUCUGUUGUAGCACCAGAGGGUGUCAAAGGUUAUAUCUACAUUGAAGCUUACAAGCAAACUCAUGUUAAAGCAAUCAUUAACAAUGUAGGUACACUCAGGAUGGGCGUGUGGAAGCAGGAGAUGGUUCCCAUCAAAGAAAUGACAGAUGUCCUUAGAGUGGUGAAGGAACAGUCGGGUUUAAAGCCCAAACAAUGGGUCAGGUUGAAGAGAGGUCUGUACAAAGAUGAUAUAGCCCAGGUGGACUAUGUGGACUUGGCACAGAACCAAGUGCACCUCAAACUAUUACCUAGAAUAGAUUACACAAGACUGAGAGGUGCACUGCGGACAGUGCAGAGUGAGAGCGAAGCUGCCAAGAGGAAAAAGAAGAGGAGGCCGGCCGCGAAACCUUUCGAUCCAGAGGCUAUCAGAGCGAUUGGUGGAGAGGUCACGUCAGAUGGUGAUUUCCUCAUAUUUGAAGGCAACAGGUAUUCCAGAAAGGGUUUCUUGUACAAAAACUUUACAAUGUCAGCCAUACUCGCCGAGGGAGUCAAGCCAACACUUACUGAGCUUGAGAGGUUCGAGGAGCAGCCUGAAGGUAUCGAUAUCGAACUGGCAGCUCCGGCCAAGGACGACCCCACCAGUCUCCAUUCUUUCUCGAUGGGUGAUAACGUGGAGGUGUGUUCGGGAGAUCUCGCUAACUUACAAGCUCGCAUUAUCGCCAUAGAUGGCUCGAUGAUCACUGUGAUGCCGAAACACGACGCUCUAAAGGACCCGCUGGUUUUCAAACCGAACGAAUUACGCAAAUACUUUAAGCAAGGUGACCACGUGAAGGUGCUGGCGGGUCGUUACGAAGGCGACACCGGAUUGAUUGUACGCGUAGAGACGCAUCGCGUCGUCCUCGUGUCCGACCUCACCAUGCACGAGCUGGAAGUGUUGCCACGCGACCUGCAGCUCUGCUCUGACAUGGCCACCGGCGUCGACUCGCUGGGACAGUUCCAGUGGGGAGACAUGGUACAACUCGACCCGCAGACUGUCGGCGUCAUCGUACGCCUCGAGAAGGAGAACUUCCACGUGCUCGGCAUGCAGGGCAAGGUCAUCGAGUGCAAACCGCAGGCGCUGCAGAAGAGACGUGAGAAUCGAUUCACUCGCGCGCUCGACUCCGAAGAGAACACCAUUCAGAAACGAGACAUAGUGAAGGUGAUCGACGGUCCACACGCCGGUCGCAAUGGCGAGAUUAAGCAUUUGUACCGCAACUUCGCGUUCCUGCAGUCACGCAUGUACCUCGACAACGGCGGCAUUUUCGUUUGCAAGACGCGGCACCUGCAGCUUGCCGGCGGGGCGCGCAACAACAACGCCAGCGCCGGACUCUCGCUCGGCUUCAUGUCGCCGCGCAUACAGUCGCCCAUGCAUCCCUCUGGCCGCGGCGGCGCCACCCCGCGGGGCCGCGGUGGUCGCGGGGCCGGCAGGGGAGGAGCCACCAGGGACCGCGAACUCAUCGGACAGACGAUCAAGAUCACUGGGGGGCCGUACAAGGGCAACGUGGGCAUCGUCAAAGACGCCACCGGCAGCACGGCACGUGUCGAGUUGCACUCCUCGUGCCAAACGAUAUCUGUGGACCGCGGACACAUCGCCGGGGCUGCCGGGGCAGCGGCCGGCGGCGGCACGUCCUUCUACUCGCGCACACCCGCGCGCACGCCCACGCUUGGGGCACAGACGCCCACCUACCGCGACACAGGCAUCAAGACGCCCAUGCACGGCUCGGCGACGCCCAUCUACGACGUGGGCAGUCGUACGCCUCACUAUGGUUCCGCGACGCCGUCGCACGAGGGCGGCCGCACGCCGGCACACGGUGCGUGGGACCCGACAGCGUCCGCCACGCCGGCCCGGGCACCCGAUUUCGAGUAUGGCUCGCUCGACGACAGCGACGCGUACGGCGGAGGAUCAUUCGCGCCGCAGACGCCCGGCGCCAUGUACGGGUCGGACCACACGUACAGCCCGUACCGGCCGAGUCCGAGCCCAGGGUACGCGGCGGGGUACCCGGGCACGCCGAGUCCGGCGGGCUACUCGCCGCGGUCCCCGUACGAGCCGGGCACGCCGGCCGAGGCGACGGGAGCGGCGGACUGGCACACCACGGACGUGGAGGUGCGCGUACGCGCAGGCGCGGAGGCGGGUCUGGCGGGACAGGUGGGCGUGCUGCGCAGUGUGUCGGCGGGCUCCUGCGCAGUGUACUUGCCGCACGAGGACCGCGUGCUGACGGUGCCGCCGGACCUGCUGGACCCGGUGCUGCCGCAGGCUGGCGACCGCGUGAAGGUGAUCGCGGGCGAGGACCGGGAGGCGGUGGGACAGCUCAUCUCUAUAGAGAACCAGGAGGGAGUGGUCAAGUUCGGCACAGACGACAUCAAGAUCAUGCAGUUGCGCCACCUCUGCAAGAUGAGCACCUCGUAAUUCCCUUCAGUUUCCCUUUGUGUGCACAUCCAAUUCUCUCGACCAGCUGCAUGCAGCAGCAUGUCGCCUGCGGAGUCCUCCUAGCACCAAUAAGAACGAAAUGGCGUCAUCAUUCUAUAUUAAUUUUCUUUAUUUUUGUGUACGGUUCAUUUGUACAUGAACAAAAAAGUCUAAAUAGAUUUAUUUUAGUUCACAGGAAUCGUGUUCUUACUUCUUUAUAAAUUAUUUUAGUCGUUUAGGUACUAGGACACCUAUACCUAUCACGAUACUAAUGUUAUAUCUGUAUUAUAACAUUAUAUGAAAACAAUGUUAAAAUAUAUAACGAUGUAGACAAUGUACUAAUCGCCCGUGUACCACAAACAAAUUAGGGUAAGAAAUGUGAAAAUAAAAUGUAUUACGCCGCA
Manduca sexta (tobacco hornworm) is the source of this 3765-nucleotide messenger RNA. It is a transcript of the gene Spt5, whose product is annotated as transcription elongation factor SPT5. The record is from RefSeq and is a predicted model, not a curated record. Gene Ontology annotation, cellular component: DSIF complex. Lineage: Eukaryota; Metazoa; Arthropoda; Insecta; Lepidoptera; Sphingidae. The coding region runs from base 110 to 3361 and encodes 1083 amino acids. Gene Ontology annotation, biological process: regulation of DNA-templated transcription elongation; transcription elongation by RNA polymerase II; transcription elongation-coupled chromatin remodeling. The transcript has 4 exons. Gene Ontology annotation, molecular function: protein binding; mRNA binding.